This is a messenger RNA of Equus quagga, 1784 nucleotides long. It is a transcript of the gene SIRAL1, whose product is annotated as family with sequence similarity 118 member B. The record is from RefSeq and is a predicted model, not a curated record. Lineage: Eukaryota; Metazoa; Chordata; Mammalia; Perissodactyla; Equidae. Bases 218 to 1273 code for a protein of 351 amino acids. The transcript is spliced from 8 exons.
UAAACUUCUCACCCAAAAAAGGAAGUGGGGUGGACAACUAGAUGAUCUCAAAGUCUCGUGCUGGCGCGAGUGAGGCGGCUUGGUGCUUUAGAAGGAGCGGGACCUUUGAAGGCAGACUGGGGUUUGGAUCUGGCCUCGUCAUUUACAAGCGUUUCAUCUCCUCACCCUCAGUUUCUUCAGAUGUGCCACAGAAUUAACAAUACCUACCUGAAACUGGAUGGCUUCUACAGGGAGCCAGGCCUCCGAUAUAGACAAGAUUUUUGGAUUCUUCAGUGAUGGCGCACCCCCCACCAAAAAGCCCAGGAAGCUGCUUCCAAGCUUAAAAGCCAAGAAGCCUCGGGAGCUCGUGCUGGUGAUUGGAACAGGCAUUAGUGCUGCGGUCGCUCCUCAGGUUCCAGCCCUGAAGUCUUGGAAGGGGUUAAUUCAGGCCUUACUAGAUGCCGCCAUUGAUUUUGACCUUCUAGAAGAUGAGGAAAGCAAAAAAUUUCAGAAAUGUCUCCAUGAAGACAAGAACCUUAUCCAUGUUGCCCAUGACCUCAUCCAGAAACUCUCUCCUCGUACUAGCAAUGUUCGAUCCACAUUUUUCAAAGACUGUUUAUAUGAAGUAUUUGAUGACUUGGAGUCAAAGAUGGAAGAUUCUGGAAAACAGCUGCUUCAAUCAGUUCUCCACCUGAUGGAAAAUGGAGCGCUGGUAUUAACUACAAAUUUUGACAAUCUCCUGGAACUGUACGCAGCAGAUCAGGGAAAACAGCUGGAAUCCCUUGACCUUACUGAUGAGAAAAAGGUCCUAGAGUGGGCUCAGGAGAAGCGGAAGCUGAGUGUGUUACACAUCCAUGGGGUCUACACCAACCCUAGUGGCAUCGUCCUUCAUCCAGCUGGGUAUCAGAAUGUGCUCAGGAACACUGAAGUUAUGAGAGAGAUUCAGAAACUCUAUGAAAACAAGUCAUUUCUUUUCCUGGGUUGUGGCUGGACUGUGGAUGACACCACUUUCCAAGCCCUUUUUCUGGAGGCAGUCAAGCAUAAAUCUGACUUAGAACAUUUCAUGCUGGUUCGGAGAGGAGAUGUGGAUGAGUUCAAGAAGCUUCGAGAAAACAUGCUGGACAAAGGGAUUAAGGUUAUCUCCUAUGGAAAUGAAUAUGCUGAUCUUCCGGAAUAUUUCAAGCGACUGACAUGUGAGAUCUCCACGAGGGGUAGAUCAGCAGGGAUGGUGAGAGAAGGUCAGCUAAAUGGCUCCUCUGCAGCACACGGUGAAAUAAGAGACUGUAGUACAUGAGAGCACUACACAAAUCUCCACCACUAGAUCAAGCUCUGAGGCCCUACCGUGGACAGUGUUUAAGAAGUAAACUUACAAGAACCCAACACAGCUCCUAGGAAGUACCAAAACCAGAGGCUGACGGCUGGGGGUGGUGUGGGGAGAAACAUUCCAACUUAAUCCUUUAUGCCAGCUGGUUCUUGAUCUUCUGUGGCCUGCUCCAGUUCAAGAAUACCCACGUGACAAUGGGACCCAAGGGCAGCCCCCACCCCACCCCCAGCUGGACAUGCUUGUGUCCACGCAGCAGACCAUGCGACACCUCCACUGACGGGGCUGCUGCUCCGCAUGAAGGACUUGGAUCUGCACGCCAUGUAGGCAUCGUGGCCCUGGUUGCAGUUUUGUACUCUCUAUGUGGUUUUUCAAUUAAGCUUAAUGGCUUUUUUAAAACAUGACUUGAAGCUCUAGUUUUCUAGAUCUUUUACAGUGUACAGUAUUUUACAUAAAUGAGCUGUAUUAAAAGCUUGUUCAUUUA